This is a messenger RNA of Alternaria rosae, 2297 nucleotides long. RefSeq lists its product as uncharacterized. The transcript is spliced from 4 exons. NCBI's taxonomy places the organism in Eukaryota, Fungi, Ascomycota, Dothideomycetes, Pleosporales, Pleosporaceae. The record is from RefSeq and is a predicted model, not a curated record. The coding region runs from base 173 to 1912 and encodes 579 amino acids.
CACCACAAUACGACCCAACCACCUCACCCACCGCGCACCAUCGAUCUACCCGGUCGACCAUCAAUCACGCGACACUGCCAUCGCGUCCGACACAUCGACGAGGUAAUUCGCGAAUCUGCGCCUCCCUUACGCGUCGACACGACAUCGUACAAGCGUGAGCUCGACUCGCACAAUGGCGGACGAGGCCAACCCACCCGUGCCUGCGGACACCACCAACACUGCUGAACUACCGACGCGUUCCACAGACGCUGUUGCAGAGCCUGCUGUCGCUGAGGCAAAGCCGGCUGAGGACGGUGUCAUAACCACCUCAGGUGUCGCUGAAGUUCCCAAAGACGACGCUGCGCAAAAGGACGAUGCCGCGAAGGAAGACGCCACUGCUGACGCGCAGGCAGAGCCAACGGCUAGCGACGACGCAAAUGCUGCUCCAGCCUCCGACGCGCCAGCGACGAAUGGCACCCCAGCACCAAAGAAGGCUGCCAACGACAAGCGCAAAUCCGGUGCGGGCGUUCCCGAGCACAAGAAGAAGACACCGGCUAAGAAGGGAAAGAAGCCACCACCCGAACUGCGUCUGAAUGUCUCGCCUGGUGACAUGUUCAUGGUCGCCAUGCGGGGUUACCAGCCAUGGCCAGUCAUUGUUUGCGAUGAACAAAUGCUCCCAGAGUCGCUGCUUAGCAAGCGUCCUGUCAGUGCUAAGCGCAUUGACGGUACGUACCGCGAAGACUUUCUCGAGGGCGGCAAAAACGCUAAGGAUCGGAGAUACCCGGUCAUGUUCCUGGGCACCAACGAAUUCGCAUGGCAAGUCAACACUGAGCUGUUGUCAUUCGACAUCGAGGAGGUGAAGAAGGACGUGGAGUCCGGCAACCAAGGGAAGAAGAACAAGCAGCUCUGGGAAGCGUAUCAGAUCGCGGCUGAGGGUCACGACCUGGCACACUUCAAGGAGAUGCUGGCUGCCCACGAAUCUGCGAUGCAAGAAGACGUGGAGCAGAAGGAGCAGAAGAAGAAGGAGAAGGCUGAGAAGUCAGCCAAGCGUAAAAGCACAGCCCCUGACGACUCAGAAGACGCUGAGAUGGGAGAAGCUGGUGACGAUGCUGCCCCUGCAAAGAAGGCGAAGGCCACCAAGAAGCGCAAGAAGGAUGAUCAAAGCGAUGGCGAGAAUGAGAAGGCUGUAAAGACUCCCAAGAUCAAGUUGACGACUGGCAAGACACCAAAGGCCGCAUCAGCCGCGAAACCUAAGAAGGAGCCCAAGUCUAAGAAGAAAGCGAGUGAAGAAGCUGCGCCUGAAACACCAGAAGAGGCUCCUAUGACUGAAGAGGAGCGGCUAGUGAAGCGCGAGAAGCAAGUUCUCUACCUCCGUCAUCGCUUGCAAAAGGGAUUCCUCUCGCGCGACCAGAAACCAAAAGAUGAGGACAUGACGAGCAUGUCCGAGUACCUGAAGCAGCUUGAGGCUCACGAGGAUCUAGAGGCUGAUAUCAUAAGAAAGACCAAGGUUCACAAGGUACUGAGGGCAAUUCAGAAGCUGGAAACUAUUCCGAUGGAGGAUGCGUACAGCUUCAAGCAGCGCUCCAGUGAUCUCCUCUCCAAGUGGGGCCCUGCUCUGGCAUCUGACCCUGAGCCUGCCGCUGCCAACGGUGUCAAGAGCGAAGAUCGGGAGAAGUCUGAGUCUGCUAAAGACGAGGCGCCGUCUGCUGAGAAGACUACAGAGGAAGAGAAGAAGGACAGUGCCAGUACCGAUGCCGCCAUCACCAAGACCGCUGACGAGGAUGGCGAUGUGCACAUGUCGGAAGCCGACAAAGAUGUCAUCAAGGAUGCGCCUGCAGCGCAAGAAGAAGCUGAAAAGAGUGGAGAGGGCAUCGAGAAGACGACAGCUGAGCCUGAGACGGCUGCUGCGGCCACGGAUGAUGCGUCCACCUAAACGCAGCGCGCUCACGAGCAAUGAGCAAGGAAAUGGCGUAUUCAGCCCUGUUACAGUCGUCUUUCUGCAGCAGCCUGACUGCAAUACUGAAGCGUAACGGCUUGCGAUGGUUGGUACGAGCACGCAUGAGCGAGACGUGUUCGGGUAUCUCUACGGCGGGCGCACCAGCUUUGGUAUCUUGGACGAUAAGGUCAUCUGUGUACAUAUAUAUAGUGCUGAACAAGCAGGGUUAGUGGAGUUCGAUGAGAAGACGCGUGCUCAUUCUUCGCGACAUGUGUUUCUUUUCAUGGGUUCUCGGAGAUUAGUGAGCUUUAGCGGAGUCAGAGACUGUCCUAGCGAUCGAUAACAAUUGGAAUUAUCUCAUUAACAUGCCACUGUUGUAUUC